Messenger RNA from Nicotiana tabacum (common tobacco), 2835 nucleotides. The record is from RefSeq and is a predicted model, not a curated record. NCBI's taxonomy places the organism in Eukaryota, Viridiplantae, Streptophyta, Magnoliopsida, Solanales, Solanaceae.
AUGGCGACGUUAUGGUUGGCCAUUCUACUGCCUUCUUACGUUUCUGUAGAAGCACUUAAGUUCCGUAUUCUGUUGUGCAAACUUCUAUUGCAGCAUCUGACAUCGAGGAAUCCCACCACAUUGACCAAGCCUGGAAACACGAUCUUGGUGUUUGAAAUUCUUAACUACCGUUUCCUUUCACUCUACAGGUAUCAAGGCAAGAGCAAGACCUUGAUGUAUGAUGUCACCAAAAUGAUUUCUACACUGAAGGGGAAACGUGGAGAUCAUCGCAUUUUCAGAUUGGCUGAGAAUUUAUGUAUGAAUCUGAUUUUGUCGUUGAGAGAUUUUUUCUCUGUGAAGAGGGAAGGGAAGGGUCCAACUGAGUUUACUGAGACUUUAAAUAGAAUAACAAUUGUUACUCUUGCAAUCAUAAUCAAAACUCGUGGAAUCGGGGAGUUUGAUCAGUUACUGUAUCUUCAGACAAUGCUAGAACAGAUUCUAGCAACUAGCCAGCAUACCUGGUCUGAGAAAACUUUGCGCUACUUUCCUUCAAUUUUACGCGAUGCUUUGAGUGGGCGAAUGGAUAAAAGGGGCUUGGCAAUCCAAGCAUGGCAGCAGGCAGAAACAACUGUUAUCAAUCAAUGCACACAGCUUCUUUCUCCAUCGGCUGAUCCCACAUAUGUUAUGACUUAUAUUAACCACAGUUUUCCUCAACACCGCCAGUAUCUUUGUGCUGGUGCGUGGAUACUAAUGCAUGGACAUCCAGAGAAUAUUAAUUGCACAAACCUUGGACGUGUCUUGAGGGAGUUUUCUCCUGAAGAGGUGACUGCAAAUAUUUAUACAAUGGUAGAUGUUUUGCUUCAUCAUAUUCACUUGGAACUACAGCGUGGACAUCCCUUGCAGGAUCUUAUGCUAAAAGCAUGUGGAAACCUUUCAGUUUUCAUCUGGACCCAUGAGCUUCUUCCUCCAGAUAUCCUGCUACUUGCACUUAUUGACCGCGACGAUAAUCCACAUGCUUUGCGCAUUGUAAUUAACUUACUUGACAGUAAGGAGCUCCAACAAAGAGUGAAACUUUAUCUCAUAAAUCGUGGCCCACCUGAACAUUGGCUUUCUUCUGGACCUUUCAAGCGUGUGGAAUUGCAGAAAGCUCUUGGAAACUAUCUGUCAUGGAAGGAAAGGUAUCCCACAUUUUUUGAUGAUAUUGCUGCACGCCUGCUUCCGAUCAUCCCCCUAAUCAUAUAUAGACUCAUUGAAAAUGACGCUAUGGAUGCAGCUGAUAGAGCUCUUCAAGUUUAUUCGACCUUCCUUCAUUGCUAUCCCCUGAACUUUACAUUUGUUCGUGAUAUACUGGCUUAUUUCUAUGGUCAUCUUCCUGGAAAGCUAAUACUCCGCAUAUUAAAUAUCUUGGAUAUUAAAAAGAUUCCAUUUUCCGAGUCAUUCCCGCAACAUAUCAACUCAUCAAAUGCAGCCAUGUGCCCACCAUUGGACUACUUUGCUACUCUUUUAUUAGGACUGGUGAAUCAUGUUAUUCCUGCUUUAAAUAAUAGCUCCAAAUGUGCAGCAAUGGGAGAUUUUGCAAAUAAUUCUACGCGUGCUCCCCAUGGCAAGAUCCAAGCCACAUCACAACCUGGGCCAACUAAUUCUUCUGAAGGGCAGAAACCAUAUUAUCAGAUGCAAGACCCUGGGACAUUCACCCAGCUGACUCUUGAAACAGCUGUAAUAGAAUUACUUUCUCUACCUGUUUCUCCUUCUCAGAUUGUCUCAUCUCUUGUUCAAAUUGUUGUACACAUACAACCAACCCUUGUCCAAUCCAGCAAUGGGCUACAUGGAGCUCCUGGUAGUUCUGGACAAGGCUCUAUCUUGCCUACUUCUCCUUCAGGGGGAAGUUCUGAUUCUUUGGGUGCAACUAGGACGACUCCAUCGGUUUCAGGAAUGAAUACUUCUAAUUUUGUUUCACGUAGUGGUUAUACUUGCCAACAGCUGUCUUGCUUGUUGAUCCAAGCUUGUGGUCUUCUUUUGGCACAACUUCCUCCGGAGUUUCAUGUACAGCUAUAUGUUGAAGCUGCACGCAUAAUCAAAGAAAGUUGGUGGCUUACUGAUGCAAAAAGAUCAGUGGGUGAACUAGAAUCUGCUGUUAGCUAUGCUCUACUAGACCCCACCUGGGCUGCACAAGACAAUACCUCAACAGCCAUUGGUAAUGUUGUUGCACUGUUACAUGCUUUCUUCUGUAACCUACCACAAGAAUGGCUCGAGGGAACUCAUCUUAUCAUUAAGCACCUUAGGCCUGUGACAUCUGUUGCGGUAUUAAGAAUAGCAUUUCGUAUUAUGGGUCCUUUGCUUCCGAGGUUGGCCAAUGCUCACACCCUUUUCAGUAAGACACUGUCGCUGCUUUUGAAUAUUUUGGUGGAUGUCUUUGGGAGGAACUCACAGCUAUCAACACCUAUUGAAGCAACCGAAAUCACUGAUCUUAUUGACUUCCUGCAUCAUGUAAUUCAUUACGAGGGGCAGGGAGGGCCAGUGCAAGCGUCUAGCAAACCUCGAUCUGAAAUUUUGGCUCUUUUUGGAAGAGCAGCAGAAAAUUUGCGUCCAGAUGUUCAGCAUCUUCUUUCCCACCUCAACACUGAUGCAAGAAGUUCUAUUUAUGCUGCAACUCACCCAAAAAUCGUCCAAACUCCUUAAUAAUUGUUGUUUCAUGCUAGCUUCUUUAUCAAGUGCUCCUUUAUGUAAUUCGACAGUGGUGAUGUUGAAAUGUACAUCUUAAAGGUAAUGUUGAAAUGUAUAUCUUAAAAAGAAGAGUAUUUGAUUGCAGGAAUUUAAUGCAAACUAUUUUAUGGCAUUAAGUUGCUUUUGCAGUUA